AUAUCGCGUAUUUUAGGAAACACUGCCUUGCGCUUAGUCGUCGUGUAACUGACGUGUACUUAAGUAAUGUUAUUUUAAUAAUAUCACGAAUAAGCCAAAUAAGUCGGACUGGUGUUUAAAAAAAAGGAGACUGGCUUCACAUUGCAGAUGGCAUUUCUUCUACUCUAGCUGCCUGUUUUAUGGCGUGCCCGGUCCAGUUCCUGUGCAGGACUCUGCGGACUUUGGGACUGGUUCUCCUCUACUAUGUCUUCUCCAUAGGCAUCACUUUCUAUAAUAAAUGGCUAAUGAGGGAUUUCCACUAUCCCCUCUUUAUGACGCUAGUACACCUGGCCAUCAUUUUCUGCCUGUCGGCGCUGACCCGGCGGGCCAUGAAGUGCUGGACAGGGAAGACUCGUGUUAUUCUCAGCUGGACUGAUUACCUCUACAAGGUGGCACCCACAGCCUUGGCGACAACACUGGACAUUGGACUGUCCAACUGGAGCUUCCUCUUCAUCACCAUUAGCUUGUACACCAUGACCAAGUCCUCCGCAGUACUCUUUAUUCUCUUUUUCUCUCUGCUCUUCAAACUUGAGGAGCCAAACCCAUUCCUGGUCCUGGUGGUCCUGUUGAUCGCCAGCGGCCUCUUCAUGUUUACCUUCCAGUCCACCCAGUUCAACCUGGAGGGUUUCGUCCUGGUGCUGCUGGCGUCCUUCAUCGGGGGAAUUCGAUGGACUCUCACUCAGGUGCUCAUGCAGAAAGCGGAGCUGGGCCUCCAGAACCCGGUGGACGCCAUGUACCACCUCCAACCUCUCAUGUUCCUCGGCCUCUUUCCUCUCUUCCUGGUUAACGAAGGAUUGAGCUUGAGCACGUCAGACAAGUUGUUCCGGGUGACGGAGUUGUCUCCUCUCUUGUAUUCUGUGCUCUCGUUGAGUAUGGGAGGAGUCCUGGCUUUCGGUUUGGGCUUUUCAGAGUUUCUCCUCGUCUCACGAACAUCCAGCCUCACCUUGUCCAUAUCGGGCAUCUUUAAGGAGGUCUGCACGCUGCUGCUGGCAGCAUGGCUGAUGGGAGACAAAAUGAGCGCGCUCAACUGGCUGGGCUUCGUCAUGUGUGUGUGUGGUAUCGCACUGCACGUGGGUCUAAAGACUUACUACUCCAAAAAUAAAGGCUCGUCCAUAAGGCAGCUGAGCAGUAAGAACACGGAGCUCCAGCUGCCCUUGCUGAGGCAGGAUGAAGACGAUGCCGACAAUGAGGAAGAGGAAAUGACUCUGCACUAGCACACGAGAUCAUCAUCAUCCUCGUAGAGAUCCAUCAUGGUCUGCUUGACAACAUCAAUGUUGUUCUCUUUUGUCUCAGGGGAGUUCAAAAUGAUUGAAAUUUAAUUGAAAUAGAAUACUUUUCUAUGUGAGGUGACUCUCUAGGAGAAUCAUGGACCUUACUAACUUGAUAACAAUCAGUUUGUUCCCUUAAACUUGAUUUAUCCACACAAAUUUAACCUCCACACAAAUAGAAAUAAUCUGUUCGAGGCUCAGACUGACCACCAAAGACUAUAAUACUUUGCGUCGUAUUAUCGUAAUGCGUUCCAACUCCACGUGAGCUCAUCCGUUUCCGUUAUUUUUUUCAUUUGUCGUUAUUUUCGACUCAAGCCAUUAUGUACCGAGCAGCCUGGGCAGACCAUAAUUCAUGUUGGAGCUGACUCGAUGCACGGAUUUUUGCGGCUAGCUAGUCAAUCAUGUGACCUCAGGGGUAUUGUACUUUACAGGUUUUACUGUACUUCAAUACUUUUUCUCGCUUUCAGUAGAUAUUUUUAGCUUUAAAAAUGACCUGAUUGUGCCUUACUUUCUGUACCUCGGCGUCUUCUACUGGACUUGUAAUUAAAACAUUUGCUGCAAUUUAUCAUACAAAAUAGAACAUGUUGUGUCAUUUUUACAGACAAUAAUUGUUCUUCAGCAUUAAUGGUGCCUUCACAGAUGUGUAAGUUACCCAUGCCUUGGGCACUAAUACACCCCCAUACCAUC
Molecule: messenger RNA, 1994 nt
Organism: Entelurus aequoreus (snake pipefish)
Lineage: Eukaryota; Metazoa; Chordata; Actinopteri; Syngnathiformes; Syngnathidae
Gene: slc35h1
Product: solute carrier family 35 member C2
Exons: 10
Coding region: 180-1253 (357 amino acids)
Biological process (GO): UDP-glucose transmembrane transport
Cellular component (GO): cis-Golgi network; Golgi apparatus; endoplasmic reticulum-Golgi intermediate compartment
Molecular function (GO): antiporter activity
Source: RefSeq, a predicted model, not a curated record